Brassica oleracea var. oleracea is the source of this 473-nucleotide messenger RNA. Its product is annotated as 10 kDa chaperonin. Gene Ontology annotation, cellular component: mitochondrial matrix. Gene Ontology annotation, molecular function: protein folding chaperone; metal ion binding; protein-folding chaperone binding. The transcript has 3 exons. Bases 43 to 336 code for a protein of 97 amino acids. Lineage: Eukaryota; Viridiplantae; Streptophyta; Magnoliopsida; Brassicales; Brassicaceae. The record is from RefSeq and is a predicted model, not a curated record.
UCUUACGGAGCUUGAUUCCAUCUCCGUCGUCGUAAGAGAAAAAUGGCGAAGCGAUUGAUCCCGACGUUAAACCGUGUGUUGGUUGAGAAGAUUCUUCAACCGUCGAAGACCGUCUCCGGCAUUCUCCUACCGGAAACAUCUUCUCAGUUGAAUUCGGGGAGGGUGAUAGCAGUUGGUCCUGGAGCGAGAGACAGAACCGGGAAUCUGAUUCCGGUUUCGGUUAAGGAAGGAGACAGUGUUCUUUUGCCUAAGUUCGGUGGUACUCAAGUGAAGCUCGGAGAGAAAGAGUUUCUUUUGUAUAGGGAUGAAGAUCUCAUGGCUACUCUUCAUGAUUGAUGUGUUGAGACUAGAGAGAGAGAGAUUUGAGUUGAUGAUUGCUCUCUGUUAUGUUUUCUGCAAUUUUUCAUCGGUUUCGACUUUUGGAUCAAUUUUAUGAAUUGAUGAAUCAAUGUUGGCAAAUAAUUUUCAUUUCA